This is a messenger RNA of Oryzias melastigma (Indian medaka), 8011 nucleotides long. RefSeq names its product ATRX chromatin remodeler (gene atrx). Gene Ontology annotation, cellular component: nucleus. The transcript is spliced from 34 exons. The record is from RefSeq and is a predicted model, not a curated record. Bases 216 to 6485 code for a protein of 2089 amino acids. NCBI's taxonomy places the organism in Eukaryota, Metazoa, Chordata, Actinopteri, Beloniformes, Adrianichthyidae. Gene Ontology annotation, molecular function: ATP-dependent chromatin remodeler activity; ATP hydrolysis activity; ATP binding.
CCAAAACUGGAUGCGCCAUUUUGCUGCGUCCACAGUCAUCCGGCAAGAUGGUCCCUUUGCUUUGUCUCUCUUGACUGGAGUUUUUUCUGUUUUUAAACCCAAAUUUUAGCUCCACAGCCAAGAAAAUUUCCAUUUCAGAGUGAACUGGGCCGGGAAUAGUUAGUACAAACCCAUCUCCGUCCGUCAGGAAAUGACGACGGCGGGAAGCAGGUAAAAUGAGUUUAGGGUCUACUGAAUCACUCCAAGAGAAAAUGUCAGGGAAAGAAGAAGAGCCUGGAAGCUCAGCGGGCAGUACGAAGCCUUCCUCUUCACGCAACAAGAUGAAGCCCACCUCCGUAGCAAAGCACACUGAAGAAAAUGAAUCUGCUCCCUCAGCUGAGAGCGACAAUGAAGGUGCCACAUCUGACAAUCCAUCUGAAGGUAACACCAGCAGCAGAUCUAAAGGUACUUUGGUCAUGAGACCCACUGGAAAUGAAAAUAAAGGUGCCAUGAAGCUUCGAGUGGAUUUCAAACAAAAACUUUCAGAUGACGCCCUCCAAAAGAAGGUCAGCUGCACUGCCUGUGGAAAACAGGUAAACCAGUUCCAGCGGAACUCGUUGUGUGAGCAUCCUGCGCUCAAAGUCUUAAUUUGCAAGUCGUGCUACAACUACUACACAAGUGAUGAUAUCGGCAAAGAUUCUGAUGGAAUGGAUGAGCAAUGCAGGUGGUGUGCUGAAGGUGGGAAGCUCAUAUGUUGUGACUACUGUAACAACGCUUUCUGCAAGAAGUGCAUUCUGCGUAACCUGGGCAGAAAAGAGCUGUCAAACAUCACUGAUGAGAACUCAAAAUGGCACUGUUACGUAUGCCGGUCAGAUCCGCUCCAGGAUCUGGUCUUCAAAUGUCGACGAAUUAUGGAAAAACUAGAGCACGCUCAGCUCAAACAACACAAGGCAGAAAAGAGGGAGGAGCGAGACAAGAAGAAAAAAAAGAGCAGGACAACCAAAGAGCACAAAGCUCUCGCCAACGGAAAGGAACAUGCUGAAGGCUCUGGAGUCAUGACAUUCUCCUACAAAAAGAUGGAGAUACCCAAAGAAUAUAUAAAGAAAGCAAAAAGACUAGUGGAAACAACCACUGGUUUGAAUAAUACAUUCAUCCAAUUUAUUCAGCAGACAGCUGAAGAUCAAGGAGACAGGUCUAUCAGGUAUCGGCAUUUGAAAGCCUUCAAGGCUGUGCUCUCUGAUUUGAGAAAAGCCCACAAUGUGCUGGAAGCUGCUUUGGAGCCUGAAUUCAAAAGCAUGGAGUUACAGAACGGUAAUGAUGUCCAACACGUCAAAAAAAGUAGUUCCACUGCAGAACCAACAGGAAUCGAUAAAAUGGAUGCAGAUGCAGAUUCAGGAGAUGGGGUCGAUGCUGCUCCAAAAUCAGACACGGAGCCACACAACGAAGCAGAUGCGAUUCCCGAAAUGGAUGUGAACGAGGAGCCGCAGGAUGAAACGGGCUCAGCUCGUGAUAGUGGAGUGAAUCUAAAAGCAGAUGAAAACCAAGAUUGGGGUGGAGGGCUUCAGUCAGGAAUGUCUGAAGAUGAGGAAAAGGAGACGAAUGAAGAAGCAAGUGCAGUUCAGGAUGCUGUGGUUUCCAAAGAUGAGGAGCAAACCAACGAGCAGGAAGCAGGCUCUGAAGAAGUGUCAAGUAAGGCUGUGAUGAAAGACCACCAAACAGAAACAGAUGCACUUGAGAAAAUCAUAAAAACAGAAACUUGUGAGGAACCUGUGUCGACUGGUGAGAUGUCCUUAGAUCAAGACAUCAUGUCUGUACCUCCAUCCGUCCCCGAAGAGCUUUUUCAAAUGGUGGAGAGUCUUGCAGACUCGUCAACACUUUCUAAACCGGACACUAAUUCAGUCCCAGCUAAUGAGGCGAAGUCCAACUCUACUCCUGCAGAAGAUCAGCUGCCCCAGCCCAAAGUUAAGAAUCUCAUUGUCAAGCUGACUCCUGUGCCAGUCGUGAAAACCAGUGGGUCACGCUCCUCCAGGUCCAAAAGCAAAGAAAAGAGUGAAGAGUCCAAGUCUAAAAAAAAAACAGAAGAUGAUGACCAGUCGGCUUCUAAAGUGAAAAAAGAAACCGAGAGCCCACCACCCAGCCGCCGCUCCAGCAGAUUAAAGACGACUCCUUUGAGGAAACAGAGUGAGAAAAAGGUCGAUGGGGAUUCAUCAGAGUCUGAGGAAGACGUCAAAAGCAAGUCCAAGCCAUCCAAGAAAUCCAGCGACCACGCGAAAAAGCUCGACAAGGACAACAACACUCCAGCUCAAACAAUAGAGGACUCUGACUCGGAUGAAAUUCCGCAUGCAUUGUUGGAGAAAGCUGCAGAAAGCAAAAGCACAGAUGAGGAGCAGGAGAGCACAAAGGGUAAAAAAGGUUCAAUUAAAUCAGAUGAUUCUUCUCAGAACACUGAAAACCUAUCAAAACGCAAACGAAAGACUGCAACCUCCGAGUCAGACACAGAGAAUAAAAGCCAGAAGCCAUCCAAGAAGAAGAAGCAAAAAGACUCUGACUGCUCAGACUCGGACUCCGACCAGAAAAAGGGGACUAGCAAAGUAUCCAAGAGGAGAUCUAGCCGCACAAAGAAAAACAAAGCAAAAGAGGAAGAGAAGAAAGACUCGCCAGAAAGCAAGACAGCUACUCGGAAGCGAUCUUAUGAAAAGAAGCGGAAGGGAAAGAGUCCUAAAGGAUCUUCCCAGCUCCAGUCUUCCUCCAGUGAGGAGGAAGAGGAGGAACAGGCUGAAGGUGACUCUGGAGAUGACAGCGAUGCACAAAAGAUUAAACCCAUAAUGGAUGAUAAUGUCAUCAAUUCAGUAGGGAUCUUUCAACAGUCUUCAGGAGAUGAAAUUGACAAUAAGGACUCUGUCAAUCCAGUCUGUGCAGAAGAUGAUGAUGAUGAUCCAGAAAACAGGAUUGCUAAGAAAAUGCUUCUAGCUCAAAUAAAAUCCCACUAUUCUUCGGGGGCAGAGAGUUCUUCUGAGGAAGAAGAAAAAGAGGAAAAGUCUUCCAAAAAAGUUAAAAAAGACAAACAGGAUGAAGAAGAUGAGGAUGAUGAAGAAGAAGACGAGGACGAUGACGAAGGAACUGAGGACUCUGAUUCGGAUGUGGAAGUGAAGAAGAGCGUCAAACGCCACAAACUGCUUCGGCAUAAACUCUCCAUGAGCGAGGGCGAGUCGGGAGACGGCAAAGAGGAGGGCAAAAAGAAGAAGAAAAGGAAAGAGGGCAAGAAAAAAUCAAGAAGCACAUCUGACAGUGAUGACUCCUCAGACUCAGACUUUAAAAAGUCAGACUCCAGUUCAGGAUCAGCCCUGAGCGAGGAAGUUAGCGGCUCAGAAGAUGAUGGCAAACGUCGAAAGACGAGAUCGUCUAAGAAGAAAGACGACGAGAAGCAGAGGAGUUACAAGCAGCAGAAGAAGAAGCGGCGCAGGAUUAAAGUUCAGGACUCUUCCUCCAGCAACGAGAAGAGCGGAGGUGAAGAUGAUGAUGACCAAGAUGGAGAGGGGCGCAAAGGACGCAAAAAGAUCCGCAAAAUCCUGAAGGACGACAACCUACGAACGGAAACCAGAGAUGCUCUGAAGGAAGAAGAGGAGAGGAGGAAACGUAUAGCUGAGAGGGAAGCACUCCGGGAGAAACUUAGAGAGGUUAUUGUUGUAGAAGAAGCUUCUAAGGUGACAUGUCCCGUCACCACCAAGCUGGUGCUGGAUGAGGAUGAAGAAACCAAGGAGCCGCUGGUGCAGGUGCACCGGAACCUGGUCACAAAGCUCAAACCUCACCAGGUUGAUGGUGUUCAGUUUAUGUGGGACUGCUGCUGUGAAUCAGUGAAAAAGAUUCAGAAGUCCCCUGGCUCUGGCUGCAUUUUAGCCCACUGUAUGGGACUUGGAAAAACGUUGCAGGUGGUGACAUUCCUUCAUACUUUGCUGCUGUGUGAAAAGCUGGAUUUUGCCACAGCGCUGGUGGUCUGUCCCCUCAACACUGUCCUCAAUUGGCUCAAUGAGUUUGAAAAGUGGCAAUAUGGGUUGAAAGAUGAGGAGAGUUUAGAGGUGACUGAGCUCGCCACAGUAAAGCGUCCACAGGAGCGAGCGUACGCCCUUCAGACGUGGCACGAAUCGGGUGGCGUUAUGAUCAUGGGAUACGAGAUGUACCGAAACUUGACGCAGGGGCGGAACAUCAAGAGCAAGAAGCUGAAGGAGACGCUCAGGAAAACCCUUGUAGAUCCAGGUCCAGAUUUGGUGAUUUGUGAUGAAGGUCAUAUCCUAAAGAACGAGGCUUCUGCCGUCUCCAAAGCAAUGAAUGCCAUCAGGACAAAGAGGAGGAUUGUGCUGACUGGAACGCCUCUACAGAACAACCUCAUUGAAUACCACUGCAUGGUGAAUUUCAUCAAGGAGAACCUGUUGGGCUCAGUCAAAGAGUUCAGAAAUCGAUUCAUCAACCCCAUCCAGAAUGGCCAGUGUGCCGACUCAACUCUACACGAUGUCCGGAUUAUGAAAAAGAGGGCUCACAUUCUCUACGAGAUGCUGGCUGGAUGUGUUCAGAGGAAAGAUUACACGGCACUCACCAAGUUCUUGCCUCCUAAACACGAGUAUGUGCUGUCUGUCAGAAUGACUCCGCUUCAGUGCAAACUCUACAGACACUACCUGGAGCACUUCACAGGUGUGGGGAACGCUUUGGAAGGGGGCCGGGGCCGGGCGGGGACCAAACUUUUCCAGGAUUUCCAGAUGCUCAGCAGAAUCUGGACCCAUCCCUGGUGCCUUCACCUCGACUACAUCAGCAAAGAAAACAGGGGUUUCUUUGACGAAGACAGUAUGGACGACUUCGUUGUGUCAGAAACCGACGAGUCUUCCAUGAGCCUGUCCUCCGAGAACGAAAAGCCAAAAAAGAAAAAGAACCAGGGAAAAGGAAAAAAGAAAGAGUCAGAGGAGUCGGACAGUGAUGAUGUGGAGGUCAUCAAGGAGUGGAACAGUAGCUCCCGCGGCAGGAACGGAGAAGGUCGAAACAGGCGGGAACCUGUAGAAGAACCUCAGCCCUCUGGAGCCGAACCAGGGAGUCCCCGCUCUGCUGACUGGCACAAAGAGUUUGUCACUGAGGCCGAUGCUGACAUCCUGGCACACUCCGGCAAGCUGACGCUUCUGUUCGAGAUCCUGCGCAUGGCUGAGGAAGUAGAAGAUAAAGUGUUGGUGUUCAGUCAGUCCCUCAUCUCUCUGGAUCUAAUUGAAGACUUCCUUGAGCUCUCUUGCAAAGAUGAGGAUGAUGAAGAUGCUAAACCCUCUCCAUACAAAGGUGAAGGCAAGUGGUACAGGAACAUCGACUAUUAUCGCCUGGACGGUUCCACCAACGCCGUCGCUAGGAAGAAGUGGGCUGAAGAGUUUAACGACACCAGUAACACAAGAGGGCGCUUGUUCCUCAUUUCUACAAGAGCUGGCUCUCUUGGCAUCAACCUGGUGGCGGCCAACAGGGUUGUUAUCUUUGACGCCUCCUGGAAUCCUUCAUAUGACAUCCAGAGUAUUUUCAGGGUGUACCGCUUUGGCCAGAUCAAACCUGUGUACGUCUACAGAUUCCUAGCCCAGGGGACAAUGGAGGAGAAGAUUUACGAGCGGCAGGUAACCAAGCAGUCCCUUUCAUUCCGAGUCGUGGACCAGCAGCAGAUCGAGAGGCACUUCACGAUGAACGAGCUGACUGAGCUUUACUCCUUCGAGCCGGACAUGCUGGAUGACCCGUCCGAGAAGAAAAGCAAGAAAGCCACACCUGUGCUUCCCAAGGAUCCCCUCCUGGCUGAGAUGCUGCAGAACAACAAGGACCAGCUAGUUUGCUACCAUGAGCACGACUCCCUGCUGGACCACAAGGAGGAGGAAGCUCUCAGUGAGGAAGAUCGCAAGGCCGCCUGGGCCGAGUACGAGGCAGAGAAAAAGGGUCUGUCCAUGCGGACCAACUACCAAUCACCCUACUCUCAAAUGGACAUGGGCAACCCCAACUAUGUAUCGUACAACAUGGCAGCUUUGGCCUCCAUGACCAACCAGCAGCUGGAGGAUCUCAUCAACCAGGGACGGCAGAAAGUCAUUGAGGCAACAAAUGCCUUAAAAACUCUGCCCCGGGAGUCGCUGGAAGAUAUCAUCGCAGAAGUGUGGAAGGAAAAUCCGGCCCUCACUGAAGUUCAGGUCCAGUCUAUAGCUUUGGGGCGUCAAGCCACGGUGGAGAUGGAGCUGAAGCGCCGGGAAGCCGUCUACAGAGACGUUCUCACCAAGCAGCAAACUCUGAUGAUGUACGUACAGAAGCUCAUAACCAACAGGAAGGUCCAGGAGCAGCAGCUAGCGAUGGCUAACCAGGCCACCUACCUAAACCAGCUGGCAAUGCAGAACGGCAUGAUGGGCGCCGGGCUCAGCCAGAUGGACCUGCUGGGGCUGUACCAGCAGCUGCACGGCAUGGGAGCACAUCAAGGCGUGGGGAAGAACCCGGGCCCUUCCAAGGGCCUGUAGGUCAGGUGGACCCAGUCUCAUCUUGACUCCUGGAGCUGACUCCCAGUGGUUCCCAAAGAGCUUAAAAAAAAAAAAAAAGAACUAGCUUGCUAAGCCGAGGAUCAAGUUUUUUGAUGAUCCUGUCCACUUCAGGUCGGCUAUGCUAUUUGGAGACGGAGAAAUAUAAUGUAUAGAUGACUUUGUGAAAUGUCUGUUUGGGAUUUCAGCAGAAAAAAAUGUAUAUACUGUCUUAAUGUUAUUCAUGUUCUAUACCUUCAUUUUUCAUGUCAUUACAGAUGACAGAUUUACCCCUCCCAAUACUUUCAAGCAUUGUAUCCCCCCGUCCCUUCAGAAAGGGUUAUUUAAAAUCUAAUUUUUAUACUCUUUUAAAUGCCUCGGUGUUCAGAGUGGGACCAGAAUCUGUGGUGUCAGGACUUCGUCAAUCAAACGUAUAGCCUCGCUAGAUUCUUCAGUGAGUAUUUAGCUAAGCAGACAGCUGUUGGUGCUGCAAAGUCCUGUUCAGUUCAAGAACAUGUCAGUGGAAUUAAAAAAAAAAGAUGAUAAAAAGAAUGGCCUUAUAAAAAUACAUAAAAAAUCUGUAUAAUUUAAGAUUUGUUAAGACUCUUUUCUAUUACGCUUUUAAGUGUUUACAUUAGCUGUUGCUGACCAUAAUGUAAUGCUAGUAUUGUUCAAAAGUUGCCUGCCGGAUUCUGUUUAUUUUUUGUUUGUUUUGUAAAAUCUCUCAUUGUCACGUGUUGUCUAGCAUAGCGGUGCGUUCCUGUUCAUAUUCCACUCCUGUUGACCCAAAGUCUGCUAGAGUGGCUGUCGAUGCAGAGCCCAAACCCCCUCUGUCUUCAAAUCUGAAGAUGACUGGGAGGAAAGAAAAGAAAUGGAAAUGUUAUUAUAGUUUUUUUUUUUCUUUUUUAAAUUUCCUGGUGUGUUUGGAGCAACACUCCCCUGUUCUCUCACCAGCCUCUUUCACUUGCAGUUACCUUUGGCACAUUCUGGCCUCUAACCGCUUCAACUGGUGCAGCUGUUAAACAGGAGGAACAUGGACAUUUUUCACACAGACGUCUGCUGAUUCCUGUGUUUGCACAAGGUGUGUUUCAUAAAUGUUGGCAAAGUUUAUUUGGCCUCUUCUAAGAAUGUUCUUAUGUUAGUAAAUACAUUUUGCCAUGACUAUUACCUGCUAUUAUCUUGAUAAGUAUUUAAUAUAACAUUUAAUAAAGUGACCAAAAGAAUAAAACAUGUUUCAGUUGCAACAUUUGGAAUUGUUCAUAAUUCUUGCUUGGUAAUAAUUGGAUUUAUGACUUUUCAGUCAAGUUAAAGGAUAUCAAUAGAUUAUUAAAUGGGGGGGUUAGUAAUGAUUUAUUGCAGUAACUUCUUUUUUUUCGUGCACCUUCCUGUAUUUAACCACUACAUCACUUUGUAGAUUUUAAGUUCGAUUGGUAAACAAAUUUUAAAAAACCCAGCUUGUAUAUGCAAUUUCUGUCUUUACCAGUGUUACAAUACUUUUUGUUUGCCAAAAUAAAACAAAAAUACCUUCA